Molecule: messenger RNA, 1863 nt
Organism: Haemonchus placei
Lineage: Eukaryota; Metazoa; Nematoda; Chromadorea; Rhabditida; Trichostrongylidae
Source: the annotation of a GenBank genome assembly
UAUGAAAAUCUGCUAAAUGUAUGUAUGGACUUCUACUUGGCUGGUAUGGAGACGACGACCACGACCCUUAGAUGGGCUACAUUGCUUUUUGCAAGUCACCCAGAAGUGCAGGAGAAAGUUCGUGAAGAAAUCAUGAAGGUCAUAGGCCCAGAUGGCAAGCCGACGACGUCAGUCAAACAGAAACUGCCUUACACCAAUGCGACUAUCCAGGAACUUCAGCGCUGGGCUAAUAUUGUUGCUAUGAAUGCCGUCCAUCGAACUGUAAGGGAUACUUCCGUUAGAGGAGUGAAAAUCCCUGCUGAUACCCUAGUACUCGGCGAGAUCCAUCAAAUUCUCGCUCAUUCGCCUGUAUUCAAAGAUGGACACAAGUUUCGCCCAGAACGUUUUCUCAUGGAAGAUGGUGUUACACCUAAUAAGGAGGCUGUCGAUCACCUGUGUCCAUUCUCGAUGGGGAAAAGACAAUGUGCUGGCGAAGCUUUGGCUCGAGUUGAACUCUUCAUUGGUGUCAUCACACUACUCCAAAACUAUAGGAUUGAACCUGCAAAAGGACGUGACAUCGAUUUGGAACCAAUUCCUGCUGGAAUUCUUCUUCCAAAGAUUUGGGCUCUGAACAUCCUAAUAAACAUUGGAAAAUUCAACAGCUUGAGAUUUGUUGACUCGUAUGAUCUGUUUGCGAAUAAGACCGACUUGAAACAAAACUGGGCGAAGACGGAAAUCGUCGAGUUCAAGUCUGCUUUUACAACUCAGUCGGAAGACGAAGUUUGUAUUGUGCGAAGUGCUGAGAAUGUUUACCGCCGUAUCGCACAAAUCACAAAGGUCGCAGUAUUACUUCUUUUAACUACUGCUGUAGCCAUCUAUAUAUGGCGAUUUUAUGAAAACACUAAGCGCUAUCCUAAAGGACCACGUCCAUACCCAUUUGUCGGCAACCUAAUUUCGUUGAACUUCACCAGAAUACAUGAGGAAUUCGCUAGAUGCACCAAGGAGUACGGUAACAUAUUCACUGUUUAUCUACCUAAACCUCAUGUGGUUAUAACGGAUUUCGAUGGUGUCAAGGAGGCAUUUGUGAAAAAAGGUGAUGACUUCCUUGGGCGUUCCGGUAUUUUUCCUGAUACCAUAUUUCAAAAUGUAGAAAACGGCGGAGUGAUUUUUUCGCAGGGGGAGAACUGGAGAGAACAACGUCGAGCAUCACUUCACAUUCUCAGGGAUUUUGGCAUGGGAAAGAAUUUGAUGGAAGAACAGGUACUACUUUCUGCUCAAGAUUUCCUUGCUCACUUGUCCUCAAUCAAAAACAAAGACGAGGUCUGUCUUCGUGAGCCAAUUCAGGUUUUCAUAGGGAACAUCAUAAACAAGACCUUAUAUGGAUUCAGUUACGAAUACAAUAAAAGUGGACGAAUGAUGGAUGCUGCUAACGAGCUCACCACAGUAUUUGAAGCCAUGAAGAAAAGCCCACUAACAUUCGUCGGCCAGCUCUUCCCGAUCAUUUACCGUUUACCGAUCAUUGGGCACUUGUCGAAAGGACGAUUCGAGGACAUGAUUGCUGGACUACGCCGGACGAUCAAAGAAGAUGUGGCAAGAGCACUGGAAUCAUAUUCGGUUGAUCAGGAGCCUGAAUGUCUAGUACAAGCCUACUACCAGAGAAUGCAGAACGAUCCAAAUCUAAAUUAUGAAAACUUGCUCAAUGUAUGCAUGGAUUUCUACUUGGCUGGUAUGGAAACGACCACCACAACCCUCAGAUGGGCUACAUUGCUUUUUGCAAGUCAUCCAGAAGUGCAGGAUAAAGUUCGUGAAGAAAUUCUGAGAGUAAUUGGCCCGGAAGGGAAGCCGACGACGUCAGACAGGCAGAAAUUGCCCUAUACUAAGUAA